Malassezia sympodialis ATCC 42132 is the source of this 1074-nucleotide messenger RNA. RefSeq lists its product as uncharacterized. The record is from RefSeq and is a predicted model, not a curated record. Gene Ontology annotation, biological process: negative regulation of transcription by RNA polymerase III. The transcript has 2 exons. Gene Ontology annotation, molecular function: RNA polymerase III core binding. Bases 1 to 1074 code for a protein of 357 amino acids. Gene Ontology annotation, cellular component: nucleus. NCBI's taxonomy places the organism in Eukaryota, Fungi, Basidiomycota, Malasseziomycetes, Malasseziales, Malasseziaceae.
AUGAAGUACCUCGAGUAUCCCGAACUCGAGGUGUUGUCGCGUGCACUCACCUUUGAGAUGUCUGAAUGCAAGGUAUUCACCCGGAUCGAGGCGUAUUCAUGCAAGGCCGUCAACAAGGAGAAGCGCCUGUUCAAGUCGCUCGAGUCGUCCUACCUGUUGUCCGCCUCGAGCUCGCCGCCUGCGUACCUGGACGAGGCGCUCUCCUCGCCGUUCGGGCGCUUGGAUCAGCCGUCCGCGCGCAAAACCCUCUUUUUGCUUAUCGCCACGCUGAACGGCGCGUUCCCCGACCACGACUUUAGCGAGGUCAACCCGAUGGACUUUGUGCGCGAGCCCAGCUCCACAAACGUGCUCAACAGUCUCACAUCGACGCUGCUCAGCCUGCGCACCGGCACGGGCUCGCCGUCGUCGCUCGGCAGCGCUCUCGACGAGUCGCCGCUGCUCAUCUCGCUCGCGCGCUCGCCCAUCUCCACCGACGCGCGGCCCACGACAUCGGGUGGCAGCCAGACGACACCCGGCGCCGCGCGCUCGGCCUCGGCAUCCCUUCCGGCGGUGCUGGAUGAAAUUAUCCAGACGUCAGACUGCGAAGUGUACACCUUUCAUCCCGAUAUGGACUCAGAUCCCCACGCGAGUGCGGAGCCAGACGAGGAGGGCGGUGAGGAAGACGGGGGGGAUCCCUACGACGAGGGAUAUGACACGGGCAUAGUCGGUCGGGGAGAUACACCGAUGAUGGAUGAAGAUAUGCAGAUGGCCGACGCGCCGGUGUUUGACGAGGACAUGGACGGCGGCGAUGGUGCACUGCAAGACGCGUCGACAAACGCGAAGCUCGAGUCGCCCUCCCUUACCAUUGAUGAAGAUGACCUUGCCGGCGCAGGCGCUGGUCUCCUGUGGUCCACGUUCGCGUUCUUUUACAAUCGGCGCAUGAAGCGCAUCCUAUUCAUCAGCGUGUGGUGUCGCAAGAACACGCUGGGCGCCAAGCCCCCGUUGUGGAGCAGCCCGUCGCUCGCGCCAGCGCGGCCGGCGAACGAGGAUCGACGAUGGCGACGGCGCGCGAGCGGCCUGGCGAGCACCGAUUGA